UGCUGGUGUGCCUGUCUAACACAGACAGGCGUGCCAGUUGCUGUGUUGGGUUAUUUGCGUGACAUUCAUAUGCGGCCUGACAUGUGGAUUAGACGCACUGUGUGAGAGCGUUUACGGAUUUUUUCCAAAACUGCUCGCCCGCAAUCAGGAUACGGACAUCUUGGUAGCGUAACCUCAAAUGACAUUCUCCAUUCAGAACAACCCAUAUUUUUCAAUGUAUCCUCACAUGCAAUAUACGGACCCGGCCGUCGCGAGGAAGGCACUAGCAUUAAGACAGAAUCUCAACGCGCGGCUACAAGGGUCGCAUGGCAUGGAGUUGUUGAACAAUCUGCUGGCUACCUAUGCAUGCAGCAAAUUUUCUCCACAAGACAUGUCUAAUCCUCCCAAAUUUCAGUUCCCUCCACUCAGUCCCCUCUUUUCUUCACCGGGACUGUUCCAUCAAGCAUUAGCUUCAGCAUUCCAACCGGGAGCUCUUCCCCUACCUCGUCAGUUUGCAGAAGACCUAAGUGUGUCUGCUUUGGCUCCCCGGACGUCAGAGGCGGUACCCCCGCCAGUGCCAAAGCUACCCAAGCGAAUGCCGCCAUCCCCAGCCUGUUUCAAACGUAAAGCCCAGUCUCAGGAUUUCCCCUCGCAAUGUGACCGUGAACGGAUGGACUCAAUACUCUAUUGCCAACCGACCUUUUAUCCGAUUUUAAAGGAUCAAGUGGAGAAAACGCAGCAAUCCUUACGAACAGCCGACACGCCAAAAUUCUCCAUCAGCUCCCCGAUUCAGGAAACUGGGGUUUUGGUUCCCAGUCUUAUCGAUGGUGAGAUAAUUAUGGGAUUUAACGUUUGGGGUGAGAAAAGAUUAUGUUUGCCUCAUUUGUUUCGCUUUGUUCUGAAUGAUGUGGAUCUAAAAGCCAUCGACGAGGCUUGCACGAAAUUGCAAAUCACAUGUACCACGUGCACACCCGCACAGCUGACGCUACUGCACUCGCGAAAGAUCCUCCCAAAAGCUGUUUCUAGUUGUGGUUUGAUUCGAAAGAGUGAUGCUGAAAGACUGACGAAAUUCAUCCGUAAUCGGAUUGACUCUUUGGACAAAUAUAUCAACUCCGAGUCAGCCCGAGAUUCUUCGGUGUUGCGCUUACAUCGUUCGCAUCAGACAGAUGUCGACGUGGAGAACAACGAAUUGUCUGUGACGAAAUCAAAACCACUUCCCAGAUCUCAAAGAGAUUCGCCAAUCGGAUCGGACGUUGAGGCCACGGAGUCCUCCGGAGAGGCACAAUCAGAAAACACGAAGGUUGAUCAACCAGAGCAUACCAGUGAACACCGGAAUUCACCCAUCUCCCAAGGGAGCUCGACAUCUACCGAGCCGAUUCCAGUUAUACACGAGUGUUUCGGUCGUCAGCUAGGGUUCAUUCACUCCCAUCUAUACACUGAACCUUCGUCAAAGUGCAUUGAAUGCCGGACGUGCCAUCGCCUAUUCGCUCCUGAUCAGUUCGUUGGACACACGCACACAGUUACAGAGGUCGACAAUCUCAAUCACUGGGGUUUCGAUUCGAACAAUUGGCGUUGCUAUUUACGCCUUUACACAGGGCGACGUUCCCGUCCGGGUAGCACGGAACGGUCGACCGUUCAGGAGUUAAGUGAUGAUGAGUCCAAUCGACAGGAUUCAGUUGCCAGCGUCCAGGUGCAUCGUCGGCUUGAAGAGUUCAAGAUCAAAUUUGCUCAGCCUAUACGACUACCAGCGUCUUUAAGUGCCGCCUUGCGUACCGUCGGUCUCUGUGCAUCCAUCGCUCCAAUACCUCCAGCGCUCAUAGACCCUGAUGCGCAUCCUGUUCCUGAAUCGACCGGCUUUCAGUCGCCUUUCACAUCUCCGAAAUCGACGGUUUCUAAAGAACCUUUUACAUCAAUGCUUGGAGUUCCAGCUCAGUCGGGGCCGACAAAUACUAGUCCCGUCCCUUCAGUAAUGUUACCCCAGCUGACACUUCGUCGCCUGUGGGCACCAAACGACGGUCGAAUCAGAGUCCCCCCUCCGCCAAAACCGCUUGUCACGCGCGACAGUGACGCUAUUCCAAAGAGACUGCAAACCGGGCCUCCACUGCUGCUGCACUCUCAUCGGGUUGUUUCACAAGCUGCCGCGGAGCGCUAUGAUCGUGAUUUCAUCCCCAAUGUCUGUCUGAUGCCCCCUCUGAAACCCAGGUCAAUUGGUAUAUCGGGGCGCUUCGGACUUUCUUCUCAGAAUCGGUAUAAAAAGCGUCGUCCGUUUCGUAGGAACAGAAAUGCUAGCAGCGGCUCACGGUCUUGCUCGAGUAGCGCCCAUAGUUCUGGAUCCAGCAGCAGCCGAACCCGUAGUGCUAGUGUCAGUAGUACAAACAGCAGUAGUUGCAGCUAUGAGCGAGCAGGAAAGCGUCAUUGCAACGGUCUCUCGCCGUUAACUAACACUGAGAAGCCAGGACGACGGCUUUCUUCACCUGGAUCAGCGGUCGAAAAUGCCUCCGUGGUCCUAGAAGACAGGUGCAAAGGAUCACGAAAACUGAGCUAUAAGUUGACGGAGAAAACAAAACCUCGAGCCAAUUCCUGGACCGCACGAACUCGAAUGCGUUCUCUCUCUCACACAAGCGAUUCCGCCCGCUCCGAUUCGGUCAUAAGUUUGUACGAUCAACAGCUAUCAGCAGCGAAAAAACGCAGAUCGCGAAGCUUGACCGUUCCACGAAAUAAGUGUCUAGAUGCAAAUUCUUCAUCUGAUUCACGUAGCGCUUUGCCAGCUUCAUUUAGAAGAAAAAGCACAAAACCUUCGUUGAUGAGGAACGAGAAUCUCAAUGUCGACGAGCCAGUUGUCAAUCAGACACAUUCUUCCCGAUCUCGGAAACCCAGUUACGCGAACCAGCAAUACUCGUUUGAUACACAAUGGCAAGAUCGAGCUAUGGCUGCUGCGAAAGCUGCGCAGGGAGUGGCUAGUCGCACGUGCCCUGGGCUUUGGAGUCGACAUUUCACUAAUUUGAACGGCUCAAACGGAGGACCGUUGAAUCUUCCAAAUGCGAGAGAACCUCCGGCUGCUAGUGACGUAAACUCAUUGAGGUCAGAACAUCACCACUCACAGUCGCGCGCUCAUAUGAGCAACACCCCCGUUCUGGUGACGAGCCCCACGAAGAACAGUCUCCCCACAGCAGUGCUCGCCUUGGAAGCGAUUUGGGCAGACCUGGUGCGCCAUAUCAACGAGUACACAGUUGCAGUAGAAUCACGAACAGGAGCAAUGGAAGCGAGACAACGCCUGUUCGAGCAAUUUAUUACUAUGCAGACUUGCUAUGCCACACAUAUUGCGACCCUUGCAAACGAAAAUCAGAAGCUUCUUGAAAAACUGGCUGCACUGGAGAAACAGCAAACACCCGCAGCAUCCACUCCAAAAACACCGACCACUCCACAGGCAAAUCAGCCCGGUUUCGGACAAGAUUGGAAUAGGAGCACAAAUUCCGCCAAACAGCAUGUACAAGGUUACACACCUUCAAGUGUACCCGCCUCUACUCCUCAGAUAACCAGUCAAUCGACUUCGCUUAGCAUUUUCCCUCAUCGAAGUAGAAAAGAGUCCACGAGAAUGUUCCCCGAUCAUAGGGGCGCUCAAGGUGCUGCCAAAACAGGAAGUUCUGCUGGUCGGUACAUCGGAGGCCCGGAAAAAGAAGUCAUACCUCCUGCUCCCCCAACCAAAGAGGUCAGCCUCCCAAUAGCUAUGAGUGGUGCCAACCAACACAGAUUCGUCGCUAGUCCGAACUAUACUACAAGUUCCUCAGAUGACACAAACCAAGCAUCAACUACACCUACUGCUUCUGAAACGGAUGGUUUAAUUGCAGACAAUAACAACAGUAACAGGUACAGUGACGAGUACCUGAGCGUUGUUGAAUCGCGUGCUUCUGAACGUCCCCGACACACCAGUCCUCCGUAUACUUCAACAUCCGGUAAUUCUAGCCAACCAAUCCGUGCCUCAACAGACGGGCACCAAUCACUCAAUCCAGAAACCUCGUCAGAUGACACUGACAGUCGACCUGUGGAUGGCAGUGUUUCAUUCAGUUCGACAAUCCAUCGACGUCGCUCUCUUUUGCCACCCUGUGAAGAACGACCCCGAAUGUCUUUGAAGCCACAUUCGCGGUUACUGACACGAUCUUAGUUGUUAACCCCCGACCCACUAAUCCGUGCGAGUCCUGAUUGUACAUACAUCAAUAUGACGACCUGAUCAUUCCUGUCGGAUAUGUCAAGUGUUUUAGAGUCUAACAACACCCGCGCCAACGCCCGACCGACAACCAAGAGGCGGAGAGCAGCUGAGCGAGUGCCGCACACAUUCGGCACAUACAUCUCUUGCCCUAUUCUUACGCUGUGAUCGUUAGCCAACUUCUUCUCCAUGUCUGUUUUCCUUGAGUUUGUGCGAGAAUUUUGCCAUUUUCCCAUCUAUGUGAUACAAGUUCAACUACAACGACUGAUUUUGGAUGACUCCCAUUUAUCUCACUCCUGGGAUCGGUUAGGUUGAUGGGUGUCGGUUAACCCUCCUACUCCACCAUCUCCACACAGACGAACCUCAGUUUAUCGUGCAUUUCACGCGCCUGAACUCAGCAGUGAGUGUCCCAACUUUUAUGUGACUGCGCUGACGAUAAGAUUCUUUUUCCGACCCACCCACCCCCCUCCUUGUGUCCGUGUUCCUCCACUUAUCGACAAUAGUAACAAGCACUCCCAGCUGUGUAUUUCUUUCCGCAUGUUUUUUUCCUUAAGACCGUCACGAAAAUACGCGUAGUUCAUUAGCGAAUGCCCGAAAUGUUGAUUAUUUUUUCACCUUAAUUAGUUGCGUCACAGCUUCGCCGCUGGACUUCGCCACUAGUGUUUUACGCACAUGUCUACAGACACUCAUAGAGACACACACACAUAUACGCAAAGUUGCAAGGAGUUUCUAGACAGUCUGCCUGACAUGUUUCGAGCUUGUGAUUUAUCACUCACUCACUCACACUGCCUCCGUUUUUUGAGCAUAAGUCGAUGGCCCGUCCUCCCAUUCCAGGACCUUUUUCUCUUGCCUAGCUGUUUUCCUUUUUUCAUUGUUUCUCCGCGUACAACUGCUCGAUUCUUUCGUUAAUACUAGUACUAUCACUAAUAGUAUGCAUUGUGCUGUUGUGAUCCAGUCAUUGUGUUCUUGGUUCCGUGUGUCCCUCUCUCUCUCUCUUGUGUGUGUGUCUGUCGCUCCGUGGCGACAAAGUCUGUGAGGGUUCGCUCUAAUUAAUCGCUGAACCCUCAUCCACACAACCCCAUACCUUACAAACCAUGUUUGUUCUCAGACUACACACACACAAACCAACUCUCAGUUACCUUUACUUUUUUGGUUAUGAGAUCUAUUCAACAUAUUUUUACUCCAUGUUUACCAGGGUUAUUCAGACUGAUUUGAUGCGUCGGUUCACUUGCCCGAAUUCGAACGCCGGAGUAUCUUGGCCGUGAGAUAUUUCGGCUGGUUACUCAGCGGUCGUUCGUCUCUUUCACACACUUUCUUUCUUGGUCACGCGUAACUUAGUCCUCUACUAUCGUUCGACUCUGUUUCAAAUUGUCACGCACUGUCGCAUGAGUGUUGACUCUGUAUUACACGUGACCGUGAGUGAUUGUCGGACUGUAUGCGCCAGAUGCUUGUCCUACACAGUGUAGUGCGAUUUUUGUUUACCAUUGUGUAAGCAUUCUCAGGAUGCACUUAUUUUCCCCGUUGCUUUCCCAGUUAUCCUACUUGUCGCUCUCAGGAAUACCGUUC
This is a messenger RNA of Opisthorchis viverrini, 5749 nucleotides long. RefSeq lists its product as hypothetical. NCBI's taxonomy places the organism in Eukaryota, Metazoa, Platyhelminthes, Trematoda, Opisthorchiida, Opisthorchiidae. Bases 179 to 4141 code for a protein of 1320 amino acids. The transcript is spliced from 6 exons. Gene Ontology annotation, cellular component: nucleus. Gene Ontology annotation, biological process: negative regulation of BMP signaling pathway. Gene Ontology annotation, molecular function: SMAD binding; DNA-binding transcription factor activity, RNA polymerase II-specific; RNA polymerase II cis-regulatory region sequence-specific DNA binding. The record is from RefSeq and is a predicted model, not a curated record.